This is a messenger RNA of Zymoseptoria tritici IPO323, 933 nucleotides long. RefSeq lists its product as uncharacterized. The transcript has 2 exons. Lineage: Eukaryota; Fungi; Ascomycota; Dothideomycetes; Mycosphaerellales; Mycosphaerellaceae. The record is from RefSeq and is a predicted model, not a curated record. The coding region runs from base 1 to 933 and encodes 310 amino acids.
AUGUCGGAUGCAAAUGGCACCCGUUUCUCGGUGGAGAAGAUCUCCUUCCGGACGAUGGAUGGCUUGCAACUGUGCGGAAAUCUUUAUCCCGCAGCACAGCGCGGCCCUGCCGUCAUCAUCAACCCAGGAAUGGGAUGCGUGAAGGAAAUGUUCGUGCCAGAUGUCGCCCAAUACCUGCAAAAGGCAGGCAUCACCGCCUUUGCGUACGAUCCGCGCAAUCUCGGCGAGAGUGAAGGCUCUCCUCGGAAUGAAAUCGAUCCACACAAGCAGAUUUCCGACUACUCCGAUGCUCUGACCUUCCUGAAAGGCCAGCCUAUCGUCGACUCCACGCAGAUCGUAUUCUGGGGACAGUCAUUCGCUGGGGCUGCGGCGCUUUGCGCGGCAGCGCUCGACCAUCGAGCGAAAGCGGUCGUUGCAGUGUGCCCGAAUCUGAAAUUUGAUCGUGACUGGACCAGAUACAGGGCCGCCCUCGCCAAAUCGAUGCAGGAUCGGGAGUCCCAGAUGGCCGGCAACGACCCAUACUACCUGCCGAUACUGGAUAUCAAUUUCGAAAGUCCCGGAGGCAUGUCCAACGGCGUCAAAUCCUCAGAGGCAGAGUACAUGCGCACGCUCAAGUCAUUGGGUGCCGUCAACUAUGAGAAUCGCCUCACCGUCCAGUCAUACUACAAGAUCCUGACUUGGAGUCCGCUCUCGCUCAUUGCGCGUCUGGAAACCCCGACACUCGUCAUCAUUCCUGAGCUUGACACCCUAUCCCCAUUCGAGGAGCAGAUGGCCAUGACAGAGAGCUUGCAAUGUCCGAAAAAGGUACACAUAGCCCCCGGCAGGAAUCACAUGGACGUUUUGACCGGCGACGGCUUCGACGCGCUGUGUCAGAUGCAGCUCGAUUUCAUUAUGGAGUCAGUUGGAGCGGAGGAGGAUCGUAGCCUGCAGUGA